CGGCAACUCCUAUCCUAUCCAAUUACCAGAGGCGAUGGGUGCGUCAUUAUAAAAACGGCCAUGAGUUGACAGAAAUUUACAUUUCAAAGCGGACUGACACCCACGACACAGCAACAGCUGCGAUCCUUAAAAAUACGCACUGCAGCCCUCCAGGACAAGGACCAAAAUCAGGAGGAAUCGAGAAUUGAAAGGAGCAGCCGAACCGAGCACCAACGUCAUGUGGCCGCCCAAACACGGCGCAUAUGCCAACAGUUCAUUAAUGAUCUAUGCAUUAAUGUGGUUCUCGUUGGCCGCGACAAUAGAAGCCAUUGACACACCCCUGCCGCUGUCCCUAGGCGAGUACCCUCACUUCCAUGAUUCUGGCGCGGAAUCGUUUUCGGGAUUAACCGGAUAUACACGAAAUUAUUACGGCCCGACAACAACUACCACAACUGGUGGCGUUGCAUCGCUGGCCGUCGGCGGUGGCAUAGGCGAUGACUUGGCAACAUAUGGAAAUUAUGCUCACAAGCUCCUGAACCAUCACCAUCAUCCGCCUCUCCCCCACCAGCAACACCAAUCCUUUGGCAGUACUGCCAAUGGGUUUGUGCCCUUCUACUACAACAGUAAGCUGCACUCGCAAUUUUCAGAGGAUGUGGAUGCGAAUGCGGAGACGGAGGCGCGACAGCCGGGAGAUAUCGAUUUUGUCAUUAAUGCGGCAAAUUAUGACCCCAAUACCGCUGGCUACGAGGCAGAGGCGGAGCUCCAGAAACAGCUAGAGCCACAGCACCAUCACCAGCACCCGCACCAGACCCAGUUUCAGGGAAACUAUGCAUAUCGGCCGCGGGUGUCGUUUCCCACGUCGCCUUCCAAUCAUUACCAAUUCGAACAAAUUUCCAAUUAUCAAGAGAACAGGGAGAACAGGCAACAGCACAGGCAUCAGGAGGAACGGGAGGAGGAUAUUUAUGCCAGGAUCAAGGGGCUACAGGAAUUGGCUAAUACAGUAAAGAGAGAGCAGCAGGACACGGCGGCAUCUAGUCACCAGACGCAGCAGAACCAGCACCAAUCACACCAGCACUACCUGCCGGAACAGCCCAUCCAGAAAUCGCAUGUAAAGUACAAUGUCCUGGAUCAACGACAGCAACAGAGAUCCGGAAAUGUUCAGGAUCAGCAGCUUUUGUACUCGAACACCGACACCCGCAUUGCAGACUUGCCACCCGUGACCACCAGUGUCCACCACACCCCAUCCAGCAGCAAAGCAGUGGCCGGACUGCCUCUGGCCAAGCACAUUGAAGUGACCCGGAACAUACCCGUCACCCACUACCAGAAGCAACAUGUGCCCUACAAGCAAACCGUCCAGAUGCAAGUGCCUAAAACUGUGAUCGCAGCGAUACCCAAGCCCACACCCAUAAAAGUGCCUGUGGCGAAGACUGUGGCAGUGCCCCAGCUUCAGGAGGUGAAGAUACCCAUCGAGCGAGUCAAGCCCGUGCCCGUGGAACGACCCAUUCCAUUUGUGGUGGAGCGGAGGGUUCCGUACCGAGUGGAGAAGCCGGUGGCGACGCCAGUCUACUAUCCGUAUCCGGUUAAAGUGCCCGUGGUGCGCACGGUGGUGCACAAGCAGCGACCCCACUAUGUAGCACCCGGAUGGAGUGCCACCGGCAAUCAUCUACUAGGCUGAGCCCCAAGUCCUCUACCCGGGGAGUGAAUAGAUGGACGAACUCUCUUUAAAACUGUACUAUGUAUGCAU
Messenger RNA from Drosophila ananassae, 1723 nucleotides. RefSeq names its product transcription factor SPT20 homolog. NCBI's taxonomy places the organism in Eukaryota, Metazoa, Arthropoda, Insecta, Diptera, Drosophilidae. The coding region runs from base 218 to 1654 and encodes 478 amino acids. The transcript has a single exon. The record is from RefSeq and is a predicted model, not a curated record.